Beta vulgaris subsp. vulgaris (sugar beet) is the source of this 1602-nucleotide messenger RNA. RefSeq lists its product as uncharacterized. Bases 97 to 1530 code for a protein of 477 amino acids. The transcript has 5 exons. Gene Ontology annotation, molecular function: 3-beta-hydroxy-Delta5-steroid dehydrogenase (NAD+) activity. Lineage: Eukaryota; Viridiplantae; Streptophyta; Magnoliopsida; Caryophyllales; Amaranthaceae. The record is from RefSeq and is a predicted model, not a curated record. Gene Ontology annotation, biological process: steroid biosynthetic process.
ACACGUGCUGUAAUUGGUCAACGACAACCGUGAAGAAGCUCGGUGAGAAUUUAUAAAAGUUGUACAAACUCCAGGAAUCUUUUUGUAGUUCCAAAAAUGAAGGGUGAAGAAGGAAUAGAAGGGAAGACUUUCCUGGUGACAGGAGGACUCGGUUUUGUGGGUGCUGCUCUUUGCCUUAAACUUAUCCAAUAUGGUGCUUCUCAGGUUCGAUCCUUGGACAUUCGUUCUUCUUCAACAUGGUCCUCUCAACUUUCUCAAGCUGGUGUUGUCUUCAUCCUUGGGGACAUUACGAGCAAAAAGGAUGUUGAGAAGGCUCUACAAGGGGUAGAUUGUGUUUUCCAUAUUGCUUCAUAUGGCAUGUCAGGUAAAGAAAUGCUCAAGACUGCUCAGAUUGAUAAGGUUAAUAUUGAUGGGACUCGCCUCUUACUAGAUGCAUGUGUCAAAUGCGGGAUCAAAAGGCUUGUUUAUGUGAGCACAUAUAAUGUGGUUUUUGGAGGAAAGAAGAUCGUAAAUGGAGAUGAAAGUCUUCCUUAUCUUCCACUAGAUGACCAUCGUGAUCCAUAUAGCCGCAGCAAAGCUAUUGCCGAGCAGCUAGUCCUGAAUUACAAUGGACGCCCUUUGAGGGUGAAUGGUGGAUGUCUUUACUCUUGUGCAGUUCGACCUGCUGCUAUUUAUGGACCAGGUGAAGAUAGGACUUUCCUAAAGAUAGUGAAUUAUGCAAAGUUAGGUCUGCUGCUGUGUAAAAUUGGCGAUUCAAGUGUCAAAACAGACUGGGUUUAUGUGGAUAAUAUUGUAUCUGGUAUUGUAUUAGCAAGUAUGGGGCUUCUAGAUGACCUUCCUGAAAGAGAGGGGCUCCCAGUUGCAGCUGGACAGUCGUACUUCAUCUCAGAUGGAUGUCCGGCUAAUACUUUUGAGUUCAUCCAGCCUCUAUUAGAGAGCCUAGAGUACGAUGUACCAAAGGCCUCAUUAACAGUAUCCUCAGCUCUUGUGUUUGGAAAGAUAUGUCAGGUUUUUUAUACCAUUUUAUACUCCUGGCUAAAUAUUUCAUGGCUUCCUCAGCCACUGAUCCUCCCAGCUGAAGUAUACCAGAUUGGUGUAACACAUUACUUCUCUUUACAAAAAGCCAAGGAGGAGUUGAAGUAUGUUCCUCUGGCGAGUCCACAAGAGGGCAUGGCAGUGAUGAUCUCGUAUUGGAAAGAUAGAAAGAGGAGAAAUAUUGAUGUACCGAAAUUAUAUGCAUGGCUAUUUUGUGUAUUUGGGUUAUCUGGUCUCUUUGCUGUCAACUUCUUACCAGAUAUUGGUCCUGUUACAUUCCUCAGAGCCAUAGCUCUUUUCAUAUUUAGAUCAAUGAAAAAUAUUCGAAUUGCUUUCUUUAUUGUUGCAAUUGCACAUACUUCUGAGGCCAUUUUCGCAUGGUUCCUAGCAAAGAAGGUGGACCCUAUAAACGCAAAAGGUUGGUUUUGGCAGACGCUGGUUCUUGCAACCUUCUCUUUGCGUCUUUUGCUGGCGAGAGCAGGACCUGCUAGCUAGGGUGAGAGCUGAUUGUUCAUAUAUAUAUAUUGUUCCUUAUAUAUAAAAUUUGUUUUGUCUAGAUAUAUUUAA